GUAAUUUAGUAACAUUAUAAGGCACCAACCGCUUUCAUGGCAAUUUGUUAGCUUCUUUCUCAAAUGGGAUUGUGCUUGCUUGGCCUUCAACUCUGUCCCCUCGAGAACUACAGGCCAAUCUACUCAUUGGCAAAUAUGAAGGUCACUCAAUUGAAGGGCGCAACCUUUUUGGGAGUUUCUGGGAGAAAGUGCGAGAGAAGAGAAUUCAAGAAAUGGGCCAAAGCUUUCCCAUUCGAAGAUGCAACAAAAUUUCAUCAUGGUCUUUGUUUAGUGAUGAAAAAUAACAGGGGAGUGAGAUUCAACAAUGCCUUCAAGUUCAGGUGUUGUGCGUCAAUCAGUGAACAACAAACUUCAGAUUACGAUUUGAGUUUGUCGAGUUUGGAAGGAACGUUUGAUACAAAGAAUGAAAGAUCAUUAAGCAAGGGCAUUUUUGACUCAGCAGGGCCUCCAGUAACUAGUCAAUCAAGGCCCCCAAAUGUCCAAAUGGAGGUUAUAAUGCUUUCCAUACCGGCAACUGCUGGGCAGGCGAUUGAGCCACUAGCACAGCUAAUGGAAACAGCUUAUGUCGGUAGACUGGGGCCUCUGGAGUUGGCAUCAGCAGGUCUUUCCAUGUCAAUAUUCAAUAUCAUUUCAAAAGUUUUCAAUAUACCCCUCCUCAGUGUUGCAACUUCAUUUGUGGCUGAAGAUAUUUCAAGGAAUGAUAGUGAAUCUGAUUCAGAUGGUGGCCAUUCCAAUAAUAAAAUGUCUAAAAGGAAGUCGUUACCUUCAGUCUCCACAGCUUUACUUUUAGCAAUCGGAAUUGGAUUACUUGAAGCUCUGGCAAUGUUUCUGGGAUCUGGAAUAUUUCUUAACAUGAUGGGCAUAUCAUCUGCUUCACCCAUGCGCAUUCCAGCAGAAAGAUUUCUCAAACUUAGAGCAAUUGGUGCUCCUGCAGUUGUCCUCUAUCUGGCCAUCCAGGGCAUAUUCCGAGGGUUUAAGGAUACAAAGACUCCUGUCUUAUGUCUUGGACUGGGCAAUUUAUCAGCUGUGUUCUUAUUUCCUGUGCUAAUGUAUUAUUUUCACCUGGGCAUAACUGGUGCUGCCAUUUCUACUGUUCUAUCUCAAUAUAUUGUUUCCUUUCUGAUGAUUUGGCAUCUCAAUAAAAGGAUGAUAUUGUCAUUUCCGAGUGUAAAAGGUUUGCAUUUCGGCGGCUAUCUAAGAUCUGGUGGUUUUCUUCUUGGGAGAACUCUAGCUGCUGUCCUGACCAUAACCUUGAGUACAUCUAUGGCUGCUCAUCAUGGAGCAUUAGCCAUGGCGGCUCAUCAAAUAUGUUUGCAAGUGUGGUUAUCUGUUUCACUCCUUGUAGAUGCUCAAGCUGCAUCUAGUCAGGCACUUAUUGCAAGUUCUGCAGCAAAAGGUGACUACAGUAGAGCGAAAGAAAUUACUUUAUGUUCGUUAAAGACAGGAUUAAUUACUGGCAUUUCCUUAGCUAUCAUGUUGGGUGUAUCAUUUGGUUCUUUAGCAACUUUGUUCACCAAGGAUGUUGAGGUACUCGCAAUUGUUAGAACUGGGUUACUGUUUGUUAGUGGCAGUCAACCAAUCAAUGCCCUGGCUUAUAUUUAUGAUGGUCUCCAUUAUGGUAUAUCAGACUUUUCAUAUGCAGCUUGUUCUAUGAUGGUGGUUGGGGCGCUUUCUUCUGCAUUUAUGCUCUAUGCACCCUCCAUUGUUGGUCUUUCUGGAGUUUGGUCUGGAUUAACUCUUUUCAUGGGCAUGAGGACAGUGGCUGGAUAUAUGAGAUUAUCAUCCAAAGAUGGCCCAUGGUGGUUCCUACAGGAAGAUAUCAAUAAAAAUUUGAGAAUAGUUGAUGUAAGCCAGGAUUGCUUUUAGUAUUCUUCUGUGUAAGCCAGGAUUUCUUUUAGUAUUCUUCUCUUCUCCUCUUCUUCUUUUAAUCAUUUGUGUUGAACUCUGUAAGUUACCUUCAGGCUUUUACAUUAUUAUAUAUUACUAAAUCUGGGCACACUUUUACUGUUCCUACGAAUAGUAAAAGUACCCUUUUGCCCAUAAAA
Hevea brasiliensis (rubber tree) is the source of this 2045-nucleotide messenger RNA. Its product is annotated as protein DETOXIFICATION 45, chloroplastic. Gene Ontology annotation, cellular component: membrane. The coding region runs from base 64 to 1866 and encodes 600 amino acids. The record is from RefSeq and is a predicted model, not a curated record. Gene Ontology annotation, biological process: transmembrane transport. The transcript is spliced from 14 exons. Gene Ontology annotation, molecular function: antiporter activity; xenobiotic transmembrane transporter activity. Lineage: Eukaryota; Viridiplantae; Streptophyta; Magnoliopsida; Malpighiales; Euphorbiaceae.